Molecule: messenger RNA, 855 nt
Organism: Cucurbitaria berberidis CBS 394.84
Lineage: Eukaryota; Fungi; Ascomycota; Dothideomycetes; Pleosporales; Cucurbitariaceae
Exons: 2
Coding region: 1-855 (284 amino acids)
Biological process (GO): nucleotide metabolic process
Molecular function (GO): ATP binding; ATP:ADP adenylyltransferase activity
Source: RefSeq, a predicted model, not a curated record
AUGGGUGACGUUUCCGAAGAGAACCUCGUCACUACAUUCGAUAAGUUAGUCUCAGAAGGAGUCAUUGUAUACGGGCCUUCGACGUCCGUCAAUAUCGAAGAUGAAGGCUACCCAAUGGAAUUCCGCAUCUGCCCCGCCCUCCUGACCAAACCACAUACUGUUGGUGCAGCAAAUCCUGCCUUCAACAAGUCUCGCAAAUGGGGUCCAGGAAGCGACAUGUACUGCCCUGACGAGCGACUCAUCCUCACCCAACUGAACGGCACACACGACCUAGCUCUCAACCUAUUCUGCGUCGACCGUCCUCAACUCCUCAUCUUGACGCUGGACUCAUACCGAAGACAGUACGAGUCGUUAGACCAAGAUGACUUUGCAGUGAUGCUGGAAACAUUGAGACGAUUUCCGAGCAUGUAUGUUAUCUUUAAUUGUGGAGAGAAGGGGGGUUGCAGUAGGUUGCAUAAGCACCUACAAGGUCUACUUGGGCCGCCUUACGCUUUCAACUAUCUCAUCAAUGCCGGCGAAGACAAAAAGAAGGUGCCGUUUCAAUACUUCAGCCGCCACCUCCUACCAGGCUUCAAGGAAGUAUCCACAUCGGUUUUAUUGGAGGUCUACACGGAACUUCUCAGUCGGUGUAGAAAAGUCCUGGGGCUAGGAGUAGCAGAGUCCUGCCCUCACAAUGUCAUCAUGUGGGACGACUGGAUCAUCGUAAUUCCACGCAGGAACGGUAUAACGCAAGGAGCAAGUGCGAAUGCGGGAGGCAUGUUAGGUAGUGUCUGGGUCACGGAUCAAAGCGCUGUGGAAGAGUGGACGAGAAUUGGUUGUGCAAAUGUGCUGAGGGAGCUGGGCGUGCCGUCUUAG